GUUGGCUAAGCCUUGAACGUUGUGUGACCAGAAUCCUGAGGCUUUACGAACCUCUCGCGAGCUACUUCAAAUCUGCAAAUGAAAAUCAGGCCAGAUUCAAGAGGCUUGUGCAGGAAUUUACUGACCCCAUGACAGAAGUGUACCUGCUGUUCUACCAAGCCACUGUACCAACCUUCACUGACUUCAACUUGCUUCUCCAGAGACAGCAGUCAGCCAUAUAUUUGUAACAUGAUGAGAUGGUGAAAUUCGUACGCAAGCUGUGUUCAAGAUUUAUGGUUCCAGCAGCUCUGCAAGGCCAUGAGGAGCCUUGUGCAAUUGCCUACGAAGAGAAGGCAAACCAUUUGCCAGGGAAAAAGUUGAACAUUGGGUUCACAACCAGGGCUAAACUCACCAGAUAUCUGGAUGAGGGUGACAUCACACCACGGCAGGUGGAUACAUUCCAUGAAGCUGUGUUAAGUUUCUUAACAAGUGCUGUGGGCUAUGCACUUAGGAAGCUGCCACUGGAAGAGCCAGUGAUCAAACAUUCAAAAUGUGUAGAUGUGCGGCAGAGGGCUGAAAGUGGCAUUGAAGAUGUCCUUUACUUUGUUGAAAGGUUCCCCCAUCUCCUCCCAUACCAUGGGCCAGAGGAGCAUGACCACCUGGGUGAGGAGUUUUUAAACUAUCAGACAAUGCCAACAAUCUCCCUUCAUGAAGAAACGGAUAUGGAAAGCUUCUGGGCUGGAAUGGCAACACGGAAACAUAAGGUAACAGGAGCCAAAGAAUUUCAGAGGCUUGCUGCCGUUGCCAAGCUGGUUCUGGUGUUGCCCCAUUCGAAUGCAGAUGCUGAGAGGGUGUUUUCAGUUGUGGGACUGAAUAAGACAAAACCAGAAAUAGCCUGGCAUUAG
Messenger RNA from Pseudoliparis swirei, 884 nucleotides. RefSeq lists its product as uncharacterized. The transcript is spliced from 6 exons. Bases 237 to 884 code for a protein of 215 amino acids. NCBI's taxonomy places the organism in Eukaryota, Metazoa, Chordata, Actinopteri, Perciformes, Liparidae. The record is from RefSeq and is a predicted model, not a curated record.